Rotaria sp. Silwood2 is the source of this 2661-nucleotide messenger RNA. NCBI's taxonomy places the organism in Eukaryota, Metazoa, Rotifera, Eurotatoria, Philodinida, Philodinidae. The record is from the annotation of a GenBank genome assembly.
AUGAAUAAACGUGAACGAUAUACAAAAGAAAAUAUGCCAGAAGAUGUUGCAAUUUUAUAUGAAAGAUUUAUUGAUAAUAACUUUAUUAAUAAAUUCACUCAAUUUAUGGUUUUAGAUGAAGAAAAAGGAAAAAUCAGUUUUGAUGCAAGACGAUUUAAUAUGUUUAAAGGACUUUUUCGUAAUUAUGGUUCAGCAUUGGUUGAUAAUUUUAUUGAAAGAUUAUACAUACUUAUACAUGAAAAAACUAAAGAAAAACAAGAAGGUAGUCAUAGGGUUGCAGCUGAAAUUGUAGCAGCAAUGAUACGUGGAUCAAAAUAUUGGACAAUAGAAAUGCUUGAUGAUUUAUGGAAAAAAUUAACACCAUUUCUUAAUGAAGUUUGUUUAAAUCUUGGUCCAGAAACACUUUCUUAUUGGGGUUCAUGUUUUAAAUUAGGAUUAGAAGAUGAAGAUCCACGUCGAAUGUAUCGUCCUAUUGAAUAUCUUCGUUCAUUAACAAAUACACAUGCAUCAGGAAAUACGUUUCUUGAAACAUCACGUUGGUAUCUUCUUCAAACAAUAACUAAUUUUGAAUGGCGUGUACCAAGUAUUUGGUGUUUUAUUAAUGAACAAGCCAGAGAAUUACUUGAUCAUCCAUAUAAAGCUAUUCGAGAACGAAUUGCUAUCAUUUUAUCAUUGUCGUUGACUUUUGAUGUGACGUUACCCAAUGGUCAAGCAACACGUCAUCCAAAAGCUAAUCCAUUUAUUGAUAUGAUACGUGAACGAUUACAACAAGCAAUUGAAAUUUAUGAAAAAACACCAUUAGCUAAUGUAUCCGGUCAAGUUGUUGAAAUCGAUCCGAAAGCUCGUAAAGCUUUAAAUUUUAUUGAAACUGUGAUACAACUUCAUACGCAUUUAUUUAGUAAAUGUUUACAACCAAUAAAAGAUGCUAUCAUUCGCAUUUUUCCAUAUCUUUGUGAAUUAGAAAGUAUUGUUGCAAAUGAUGAUUUCAUUCGAAAAAGUUUAACAGUAAGUCGAAUGUGUGUAGCCAUGACAUAUCUACAUAAGCAUUAUAUGGAAGCUUUAAUUGAACAAUUAGAACAAAUUUGUUCAAGUCCAAAAUGGCAUGCACGUCGAGCUGCUAUUGAAUUUGUACAAAAUAUGAUCUUUUGUAAUUUAUUCAAUGCUCGACCUUAUGCACAACGAUUACGACAACUUGUUUUCAAAUGUUUAUUUGAUGAGCAAUUUGAAGUUCGAACAGUUGCAUCUGUUACUUUAUCAGGAUUUUAUCAAUGUGGAUAUAUUCAAAUUAAUAAUGAUGAUCUUAAAUAUUUCCGUGUAAUGAGUAAAACAAGUUAUUUUACAAAAGUUGAUGGAAAAAAAAUAACAUCAGCAGAAAAUAUUGUUAAAAGACAUGGAGGUGUUCUUGGUCUUUGUGCAAUUGUUUUAUCAAGUCCAUAUGAUAUUCCAAAUCAUGUACCUGAAGCAUUGAUGUUACUUUGUGAACAUUCACAUGAUCCUGAUCUAAUUCAAAAAUCAAUAAAGAAAGCUUUAUCUGAAUUUCGUCGAACUCAUCAUGAUUCAUGGCAUGAACAUCGUGAAAAAUUUACUGAAGAUCAACUUGUGAUAUUAGCUGAUAUGGAUAAAAAGAAAAAGAGACAACUAUUGCAAAACCGUGAAGAUUUAAUCGCUCAACUUUAUCAAGAAUGUUUAUCAGUAAAUGAAAUAAUAAAAUGGUCUCAAUUUGAACCAAUUUAUGAAAAAUUACAGAAAGUAAUUGAUAUAGAAAAAAAUCUUUUAAAAUCAAAUCCAAUAUGCGAUCGUGAAGAACAUUUACAUAGUUUUAUCGAUUGGUUACAUUCAAAUGGUGUUGAUACAUCUAAUUUUGAAAUUUGCUCUUUUGAAAAUUAUGGAUUUGGUUUAAAAGCAACAAAAAACCUUGCAUCUGACGAAUGUUUUCUUACUGUACCACGUUCAAUUAUUAUCACAACGGAUACAAUAAUGACUUCAUCAUCGUUUGGUUCAUUAAUAAUAAAAGAUCAAUUACUUCGUUCAAUGCCAAAUGUAGCUCUUGCAUUAUUUCUUCUUCAUGAACGAUCUCAAUCAAAAUGGCAACCAUAUAUUGAUAUUUUACCCAAUCAUUUUAAUACACCAUUGUAUUUUGAUUAUGAUCAACUUAAUAGAUUGAAACCAUCGGCUGCACUUUGUGAUGUUUUAACACAUAUACAACGAAUAGCUAGACAAUAUUGUUAUUUACAUAAUCUUCUUAAAGGUCAAUCAUCAUUAUCAAAACUUGCUGAAAAUUUUUCAUAUGAUGCUUAUAGGUGGGCUGUUAGUGUUGUUUCAACACGACAAAAUAAUAUAUUGAAUGAUCAUGGAGAAUCUCAAUUAUCAUUAAUACCAGUUAUGGAUUUUCUUAAUCAUGAAUAUGGUCAAGAAUGUAUUCAUUAUGAUAUGAAACUUCAACAAAUUGAAUGUAAAACAAUGAAAAAUGUUGAAAAAAAUGAACAAAUAUUUAUAUUUUAUGGAAAACGAACAAAUGCAGAAUAUUUAAUACAUAAUGGUUUUGUACCUAAUCAACCAAAUCCAUAUGAUACAUAUUUAUUAAAGCUAGUACUUUCAAAAACAGAUAAAGCUUAUGAAGAAAAAAGUCAACUUCUACAACGUUAUGGAUUAGAAACGUAA